CGGACCGCGGUCACGUGACGCCCCCCGCCGUUGCCAUGGAGCCGCCGCUGGGGGCGGGGCCUCGGCAGGGCCACGUGACACUAAAAAAGAGGGUGUGGUUAUACGAUCACGUGAUUCGGGAUAAUCCCUACCUCAACGCGAAUCAACCAAUCAGAGGCCGGGUGGGGCUCGGGCUUGUAGCCAAUCAUAAAGAGGGCGUGGCCAAAGCGCCAACAGCCAAUCAGAAGCUGUUAUUUUACUCCUAAACCCCGCCCCUCUGCUUCUCGACCAAUCAGAAUGCAACGUACCGUGGGAGGCGGGGAACCCAAAAAUCCUCCAACCAAUCAGAGGCUGCCAAACUUUUCAGCCAAUCGGGCGCCACCCCAAAAUCAACAACCAAUCAGAAGCCAGAAUUUGGGCCCCACCAUGCAUCUCCUCCCGGCCGCCGUCACCGCCCUUCAUCUCCUCAUCCUCCUCCUCCUCUUCAUCGCCACCCUGGAUAAGGGCUGGUGGGUGCUGCCGGACUCGCAGCCCCUGAACCUCUGGUACGACUGCGCCCCCCGAAAUCGCUCCCAGGGCUGGGAGUGCAGCAGCCUCGGGCUCAGCCCCCUGCUGCGGGGGGUGCAGGGGCUGAUGGUGGCCGCCCUCCUGCUCUGCCUCGGCCUCCUCCUCUUCCUCUGGCAGCUGCUGGGGGGGCCCCGCGGGCGCCUCUUCCUGCCCUCGGCCGCUGCCCAGCUGCUGGCAGGGCUGGCGGCGCUGUUGGGGGCGGGGCUCUUUGUGGCCGGAGGGGGCGGGGCCAGCGGAGGCCGCCCCGGGCACUGCCCAGCGCUGGCCGGGCUGGGCGGGGCCCUGGCGCUGGCCAGCGGGGGCGGGUACCUGCGCCUGCGGACACGUGACUGACCACGCCCACCGCCACACGCCCACCUGGGACUGCGCCCAUUGGACACACUCAUCGACACACCCACUGGACACAUCCAACCGGGACACGCCCACUGACCACACCCACCUGGGACACACUCACUGGACACGCCCACCUGGAGCACACCUGCUGGAUACACCCUCCUGGGGUACACCCACUGGCCACACCCACCUGGACACGCCCGCCCAUUGGACAUGCCCACUGGCCACACCCACCUGGGACACGACCCCAUUGGACGCAGCAACUGGACACAGAAACUGGCUGUGCCCACUGGACACGCCCACCUGGGACACGCCCACUGGACAAGGCCCCUCCCUAUCCCAACCAAUGACACUCCAAUGACAUCAUCAAUGGCCAGAUGGUGAUGUCAUCACAGCAUGUGGCCAGUGACAUCACCUGCAUGGCCAAUGAGAGCCCUGCUGGGGUGACGUGGGCAAUGACAUCAUCAACAAGAUGGGUGUGGCCAAUGACAUCAUCAGCGAGAUGGGCGUGGCCAGUGAUGUCAGUGCCAUCAUCAUCAGGCCCAGGGUGGCCAAUGACAGAACUGAUGUGGCCAGUGACGUCAUCAGCAGGAUGGGCGUGGCCAAUGACGUCAUUAGCAAAGCAGUCAUGCCGAAUUCCAUCAGUCAGCGACAGAUGGGCGUGGCCAAUGACAUCACCGCGGGUGUCAACAUGACCAGUGACAUCAUCA
Molecule: messenger RNA, 1589 nt
Organism: Haemorhous mexicanus (house finch)
Lineage: Eukaryota; Metazoa; Chordata; Aves; Passeriformes; Fringillidae
Product: epithelial membrane protein 3-like
Cellular component (GO): membrane
Source: RefSeq, a predicted model, not a curated record